Messenger RNA from Prorocentrum cordatum, 465 nucleotides. The record is from the annotation of a GenBank genome assembly. Lineage: Eukaryota; Dinophyceae; Prorocentrales; Prorocentraceae.
AGGCUGCACGUCUCCACGGCGCAGCUGACGAUGCUGCUGGACAUCUGCAACGAGAACUUCGCGUACGGCGGCUUCUACCCGGUGGCGGCUCAGGAGGCGCCCUCGUACGUGCAGGCUCAGUCCCUGCCCCAGUUCGUGACCGAUGCCAUGCCUUCCCGCUUCCAGGGCGAUGAGGACCCGGGGAGCCCGUCGAGCCCCUCGAGGAGCCGAUCGAGGAGCAGCGUUUCGAGCGCGUGCUCCAGCUCUGCCUCCCAGAACGUGAAGGAGUCGAUGUUCAUGAAUCUCCGGAUGCAGUUCGAGUCGCUCUCGCUGACGCUCCACCAGGAGUGCCCGGCCAGAUCAACAACCGUGCCCGUGCUCCAGCUGUCGACGGGGAAUAUGUGACUCGGCUGCUGUCGUCAAGCGUCUGCACUGGGAUGUAUCCCUCCAUGUUCUGCCUUCUUCUCGCGCCCGACAGUAUGAGCG